GGGUCUCGACUAACAUUGAUCCCACUCAAUUACAUACCCACACACAUGCAUGUGCACAUACCCACAUACCCACAUACGCGCAUACCCACAUACAUACAUACACACACACACACACAUACAUACACACACACACACACACACACAUACAUACAUACACACAUAGGGGGCCGUCGCGCGCAGACGCCUCCGCCCACGCACAGACUGGAUCAAGACAAGCGCGCCGCAGAAACUCGGUACCCAGUCCCUCGUCUGGCGGCCCAUCUGCAAGUCCCGGGUCCAUCCUUGCGCGCCGCUUUCCGCCCGCCGCGGCCGGCCGCGUCAGUCGGUUGCGCGCCAGGCUCGCUGCAAGGGGCGCGGAGAAUAACGCGGGACCUGGCCUGCGACGCGCGCAUGGGCGUGGUUGAGCGGUGCUGAGCGGUGCUGAGUGGUGUCGGCCUUGGGCGUGUCGCUCGGGCGCCAAGAACAAGAGAUCAACGCGGCUGGCUGUGUCUGGACGGGGGUCUGAGAUUGGCUGGACUUGGAACUGGGACUGGCUGAACUGG
Didymella exigua CBS 183.55 is the source of this 542-nucleotide messenger RNA. RefSeq lists its product as uncharacterized. Bases 46 to 414 code for a protein of 122 amino acids. The record is from RefSeq and is a predicted model, not a curated record. The transcript has a single exon. Lineage: Eukaryota; Fungi; Ascomycota; Dothideomycetes; Pleosporales; Didymellaceae.